This is a messenger RNA of Musca vetustissima, 1045 nucleotides long. RefSeq lists its product as uncharacterized. The record is from RefSeq and is a predicted model, not a curated record. The transcript has 3 exons. NCBI's taxonomy places the organism in Eukaryota, Metazoa, Arthropoda, Insecta, Diptera, Muscidae. The annotation marks the transcript as partial.
AUGUAUAGACAAAUACGUGUUCAUCCGCAGCAUUCGCCGCUUCAAAGAAUUGUAUUUCGUGAUUCGAUUACCAAACAGGUCCAAGAUUAUGAGCUGCAAACUGUGACCUUUGGUGUAAAUUGUGCACCAUAUUUAGCAAUUCGUACGCUUUUACAACUGGCAGAUGAUUCAGAGAACGAAUUUCCUCUCGCUGCACAUAUUUUGCGAAAAUGUAUGUAUGUUGAUGACGUUUUAGCAGGAGCUCACGACCUCGAAACUGCAUUGGCCGCUAGGGACCAGUUGAUAAUCGCACUUUCCUCUGCAAAAUUUGAACUUAGAAAAUGGACCGCCAAUGACAAAACUAUUUUGGCUCGUUUCCCCCCUGAACAUUUGGUUGACGCUCAAUUGUUAUCGUUUGUUGAAGCUAGUAGUUCCAAACCCCUGGGCAUUAGGUGGAAUGCGCGUUUAGAUUGUUUCUACUUUGAAGUCUGUUCAAUUGGUGACAAACAAAAAUAUUCUAAGAGGGAAGUACUUUCGGCUAUAGCGAAGCUGUUCGAUCCCGUUGGCUGGCUAGCCCCAGUUAUUGUUACGGCGAAAAUGAUUAUGCAGAAGGUUUGGUUAGACAACAUUGGUUGGGAUGAUUCGCUUUUGGCGGCUACUGAGGCCGAAUGGAAAAGUAUGUCCGCAAAAGUCUACACUGAGGAAGAACUUUUGAACGUUGAUGACGGUACGGAGACUGUUGGACCUCGUCCGAGCAAACCCCAUGGUGGAAUGUCAUCGGCUGCAGUGGAAGCAGCUCUAGUUGAGACAAUAGCGGCUGUACAAAUCUCAGAGCCUGGGUCCGAAUCUAUUGCCAUGGAUUCAUCUGUGGCCCUCGCAUCUGCGGUUACACCCAUGCAAACCGAGUCCGAAUCCAUAUCUGUUUGUGAUAACGAAUUGAGGAUCAGAUACGUAGAUUCUUCACAUCCCGGCGCCUAUCAUGAUUCCUUUAUAUGGAAUACAAGUAAGCUGCGAUCUUUUUUUGAGGAUAAAUAUUUAUUGGGCGAGAACAACUAUUGGUUGCAAG